Messenger RNA from Stomoxys calcitrans (stable fly), 3733 nucleotides. RefSeq lists its product as uncharacterized. Lineage: Eukaryota; Metazoa; Arthropoda; Insecta; Diptera; Muscidae. Bases 287 to 2593 code for a protein of 768 amino acids. The transcript is spliced from 10 exons. The record is from RefSeq and is a predicted model, not a curated record. Gene Ontology annotation, molecular function: actin binding.
AAAUAAAAUUCUAUGAAUAAGUCUUGACUUGUCGCGACUCGCGUUAAACAAAUGAAGUAAAAAACCAAACAACGUAACCUAAUGAUAAUAAUAAGUUAUUUUAGUUAACAGUAAACACAAAUCUAUUGCAUUUACAUGGAUGUGUAUAAAUAAACAAUCGUUUCAUUCGCAAACAUUUCAACGCAGAAACUUUCUACAGUGAGAUCAGAUCCCCGACAACAAUCAUCAUUAUUGCCGUCAUAAAAGGCCAUCAUCAACGGGAAAAAUUAGCAUCAGCGCUCUCAAGAUGGUUAUACCUCCACCACCGGGACCACCUCCCCCACCGGGGCCACCACCUCCCCCAGCCAUGGGCAACUUGAAACUAGGUGGUGGCGGAGGUGAACAAGCACGAUCCGCCCUAUUGCAAUCUAUACAAAAGGGCAAAACGUUAAGACCUACCGUAACAGUGGAUAAGAGUGGACCUGCCCUGUCUGGUAAAAUAUGCGGCAGUACUGGUGCCGGCAGUACUGGUUCCAGCAGUGGUGGCUCACCCAAACGGCAGGUUAUUGGCGGUGCCAGCAAUAAUAUUGGCAAUGGUGGUCCGAAAUUGGGUGGUUUAUUCGAGGGAAUGUCUUCAAUGCCCAAGUUAAAACCAGUCAAUGGCAGCAGAAGUACGGCAGUCACUUCAUCUGGAAAUGUACGCAGUACUAGUCCUCCACCGGUGGCAACAUCGAACACAUCAACGAACAAUACUCCAAUGGACUUUAAUGCUGAACUCACGAAACAUUUAACACUUAAACGACAAAAACAGCAACAAUCAACAACUGGCUCCACGCCGCAUAUCAAUGCAACUGAAGCAAACUUUAAAACAAACAGAGGACCACCGCCACAGCCACCAACUCAGCCGCCCAAAAAUGUGUCCACGAGCACUUCCGAUUCCAUUCUGGAGAAGAAUAAAACUAACUCACGUUCAACUAUACUCUCCAAUAACGACACAUCGAAGCAAUCUCUUCCACCCACAUCAUCAGAAAUGAACAGCAAAUUGAUGAAACAAAUAAACACUGGAGGAAGUGUUAGAAGCAAAGCCGCAAAUCUAAAUUUGACUUUAGGGAAUAAUAAUGUAUUUGUAAAUAAUAAUAACAACGAAAAUAAUACAAAAACAUCAUCCCUAAACACAACAAACUUUUCAAACAACAACAACAACAACCACGCCACCAAUAGUUCAUCUUCAUUGGCAUCAUCAACGGCAACAUCGGGAUCAUUGCGUAGCCUAGCACCCAAUAAGUCAUCAUUGUUUGGCAAUAAUGCGGCGGGCCAAAGCGGAGGGGGCAGCAGUACUAGUCCAUCGGCAUCUGCUUCCCCAUCACCGCCCACCAAAUCACCAUUGUUGCCUUCAAUGAAGCCAAAUCAUGGCAAACCGAAUUUUGCCCCAAAACCUCCAGGCCUGCAGCAAUUGACCAGCCAAAGACCGGCAGUAGCACGACAUCAUAGUAUGAAGUCACCAAGGUCGCCACCCAUAACAGCUGGUGCAGGGGCAGGUCCGGUGUUUCCCCCGCAGCAACAUUUUGGUACUAUGCGCACACCCUUAGCACAAUCCCAUGAAGCCAUUAAUUCGGGUCUAAGAUCUGCUCCACAACCUCCAAUUGGACGACCCACAGUUGCUCCCCCCAAACCGCCCAACGUUAAGCCACCUCCACCGCCAACACCAGCUCGCAGUACUUCAAAUUCCAAUUUAAACCUAUUUGCUUCCACAAAUUCGGGUUCGAACUCCAUGUCUUCGGCUCCUGUAAGUGCCAUUAACUCGGCUCUCAUAUCAUCUGCUACAAGUGUGAAUUCCUCACCGUCUUCAACUCAACCGCCGUCAAACUCCUCAUCUACGCAUAGUGUUUCGGCUCUGCGUGAUCAGUAUCGAACGGGCGCAAAUGCGACUCCGCCACCUCCUCCACCACCAUCUACAACAGCAAUGUCUCCCCCUGCAAAGUCUUCGAGUAGCCCGUUAAGUAGUAAAUCAACGAAACCCAUUAUAUUAAAUGGCGGACCCAUAAAUGCCCCUCCAUUACCACCUCAUAGAACGUGUCCAGCACCACCGCCGCCUCAGAGACAAACAAGUAACAAUUCAAGUGGAGCACCCCCAGUACCACCUCAGCGUCAUUCUUCUAUACGAGCUAGUGCACCACUGACACCACCGGCUGGUGGCAACACGGCUCCCCCCUUCGGUAAUAGCAAUGCAAAUGCCGUUAGUCGCUUAGUCAUUGACUUGGAAUCGAAGUUCGGCAAACGUUUUCACAACGUAACCGAGUUUCCCAAACCGCCACCAUUUUUAAAUAUUGAAAAAGUGUUUCCUCGCCGAACAGUCAAAGCAACAAAUGUUACGGCAACCAAUAACAAUAACAUCUCUGCUGAUAACAAUAAUACAAAUACGAACAUUACACCCACUGCUACGACUACAACAAAGCCCUUGCAGCCCGCCGGUUAUCAACCAUUCAAAAAGCAUAGAGCUCCAGCUCCUCCACCACCACCACAGGCAGGAGUAGCCGCGGCCACAGUGUCGGUUAUAAGACAAUCCAGUUUCCUUUAUGGUGCUGCAGGAAUUGGACAACAAAAUAUCCACUAAGUAUCUACAUAUGUUGUAUGUUAUUGUAUUCUGCCUAGCUAGUCUAAUGUAAGUUACAUACAUAUGUCUAUUGUAGUUUAGUCAAGAGAGUCAAAGCGAAUAGAGGAAAUUCCUUAAUAAAUGUCCACAUCUGUGGAAAGUUCAUUAAGUGAAUAAUAAGUUCUAUUUUGAUUAACAAGUGCUAACUUUUGACAUGUAGACCCAUUAAUCUUUUAGCCAUACAGUUCUAGUCUACAUUGAUAUAUUAAUUAUAUAAAACAUUAUUAUGUUUUCGAUAGUAGUGUUGUAUUAAUUGUAACGUAAACGUGUAAAUCAAAUGAAUUGUUAAAGACUUUUAUAUUAUUGAUGAUUAUUCUAUUCUAUAAUAACUAAAUUAAUAAUUAUACACCCAUACAUAUAAACACAUAUAUACAGUAUUCAAAAGAUCAAUUGCCUUUACCAAAAAACAAAAUGUAUAUUUUAUAUGUAAAACCAUGCCCCCAUAUCUAUACAAAUAUGAAUACAUGUGUGUACGUUACAACACGUUAUCCAAUGGAAAAUGAGUAUAAUUAUAAUUCAUUGCAAAAAGCCCAUGAACUCUAUAUAAUCGUAUAUAGCACAAUUAGAAAAUAAAUAUCAAAUACAUAGCACAAAAUUCUCAAUAAAAUACAAUACAAUACAACAAGUUAGUGCAAUUUCAAGUCCAAAAAACAACAAAAAUAGCCAAUCGAAGCAAUAUUUCAUAAGUUGCAAAAUUGUAUUAAAAAUCUUAAGUAGGCCGACAGAUGGCAGUCGCAGUUAUGAUUAAAAAAAAGUAACUAAAUACGACAUAUUCCAGCGUGGACAUAUUUAUAUAUUCAUUCCAUUAGUAAAUUGUGCAAAAAUUAUAAAGUUGGUAAUAAUAUAACUAGCCGAUGGUGACAUCAAGAUUCUUUAGAGGAGAUGACAUUUUUAUGUCAACAGUAACUAAAAUGUUAAGGCCUGGUUAAGCUCUCGUAAACAUACCGUAAAUGCAUGGCGAAACAAUUAAAGGUGGUCCCAUUUGUACAACAAACACAAAUCAUGUGGUGCAAUCCGCCAUCAAGCUGGUCGUCGUUUUGCCAACACACGCAAACAAAUAUGUGUGCUUGUGUCUAUACGUAUGCGUGCAUGAGCGAAAAA